Messenger RNA from Dunckerocampus dactyliophorus (ringed pipefish), 1907 nucleotides. RefSeq names its product enolase 1a, (alpha) (gene eno1a). Gene Ontology annotation, biological process: glycolytic process. Gene Ontology annotation, cellular component: phosphopyruvate hydratase complex. Bases 36 to 1505 code for a protein of 489 amino acids. NCBI's taxonomy places the organism in Eukaryota, Metazoa, Chordata, Actinopteri, Syngnathiformes, Syngnathidae. The record is from RefSeq and is a predicted model, not a curated record. Gene Ontology annotation, molecular function: phosphopyruvate hydratase activity; magnesium ion binding. The transcript is spliced from 12 exons.
GCAGUGAUGGCGAACGUGCGGCCCACCGCGAACUCAUGUACCACGUGACCAGCUCUCAGCCAAUGGCGUGGCUCCGUGGCUCGGUUCCGUCUCGAGUCUGUCCACUUAUUCUCCAGCCCGGCACGUCACGAGCGCCUUGUCUGCCUGCCUGCACCAGAGAGACACCAUCGUCCUUGCACACAGUUAGGCCGGAAAGAUCCACAACCAUGUCCAUCCUGAAGAUCCACGCUCGUGAAAUUUUUGACUCCCGUGGCAACCCCACUGUGGAGGUUGAUCUCUACACCAAGAAAGGUCUGUUCAGAGCUGCAGUGCCCAGUGGUGCCUCCACUGGCAUUUAUGAGGCGCUGGAGCUCCGUGACAAUGACAAAACUCGCUACAUGGGCAAAGGUGUCUCAAAAGCUGUUGAGCAUAUCAAUAAAACAAUUGCACCUGCACUGGUUAGCAAGGAUGUGAGCGUUCGGGAACAGGAGAAGAUUGACAAGCUGAUGCUGGACAUGGAUGGAACAGAGAACAAAUCUAAAUUUGGUGCUAAUGCCAUCCUGGGCGUGUCCCUGGCUGUGUGCAAGGCUGGUGCAGCUGAGAAGGGUGUGCCGCUCUACCGCCAUAUUGCUGACCUGGCUGGCAACCCUGAAGUCAUCCUCCCUGUGCCUGCAUUCAAUGUCAUCAAUGGUGGCUCCCAUGCGGGCAACAAGCUGGCCAUGCAGGAGUUCAUGAUCUUGCCUGUGGGUGCCAGCAGCUUCAAGGAGGCCAUGCGUAUUGGUGCUGAAGUCUACCACAACCUGAAGAAUGUUAUCAAGGAGAAAUACGGCAAGGAUGCCACCAAUGUGGGAGAUGAGGGGGGCUUUGCACCCAACAUCCUGGAGAACAAGGAAGCGUUGGAGUUGCUGAAAAAUGCCAUUGGCAAGGCUGGCUACACUGACCAGAUUGUCAUCGGCAUGGAUGUGGCUGCCUCUGAGUUCUACAAAGGUGGCAAGUACGACCUGGACUUCAAGUCUCCCGAUGACCCCAGCCGCUACAUCUCCUCCGACAAGCUGGCUGACCUCUACAAGAGCUUUGUCAAAGAUUACCCUGUUGUAUCCAUCGAGGAUCCCUUCGACCAGGAUGAUUGGGAGGCGUGGACCAAAUUCACAGCCAACACCAACAUCCAGGUGGUGGGCGAUGACCUCACAGUCACCAACCCCAAGCGUAUCGCCAAGGGCGUGGCUGAAAAGUCCUGCAACUGCCUGCUGCUUAAAGUCAACCAAAUUGGCUCAGUCACAGAGUCCCUGCAGGCCUGCAAGUUGGCCCAGAGCAAUGGCUGGGGUGUGAUGGUCAGCCACCGCUCUGGAGAGACCGAAGACACGUUCAUUGCUGACCUUGUGGUCGGUCUCUGCACUGGACAGAUUAAGACUGGUGCACCUUGCCGAUCUGAGCGCUUGGCCAAGUACAACCAGCUACUCAGGAUUGAAGAGGAGCUCGGCGACAAGGCUCGUUUUGCUGGCCAGAACUUCAGGCACCCCUUCUGAGCUUGCCCUUCCUCUUCAGGCCUCUCUGGGUGUUCGCCACUCAUACUUAAAACGACACGCUAUGUUGCCUGCUGUGUCCCAAGAGAGGUCCAAAAUGUGGCCAGCAGCAUGGUGAAGCACCGUGCAUCUCCUAGUACAGCCACAUCCUCAUAAUGUAUGCUUUUGCUCUUGACUUUGUCCCUUUUGUACAGGUCUGUCUAUCUGUGGAUGAGGCCUUGUAACUUUCUUGAGUUGUAGUCAUUCUUGGUCCUCUACUGAGUAUUUCAGUUACUGUAACUUUAGUACUGCCUCAAGCAGUGGAAAGAGUAUUGUGUGUGUGUAUGCGCAAUGUGUUGUGUCUGACAAAGUCUUGUGUUGCUGUAAGUGUUGGCAGAUAUAUAAUAAAAUAUAGUUUGAAAUCUU